This is a messenger RNA of Pogonomyrmex barbatus (red harvester ant), 1677 nucleotides long. RefSeq names its product Solute carrier family 35 member B1 homolog meigo (gene meigo). Gene Ontology annotation, cellular component: endoplasmic reticulum membrane; Golgi membrane. Lineage: Eukaryota; Metazoa; Arthropoda; Insecta; Hymenoptera; Formicidae. Gene Ontology annotation, biological process: UDP-galactose transmembrane transport. The record is from RefSeq and is a predicted model, not a curated record. Gene Ontology annotation, molecular function: UDP-galactose transmembrane transporter activity; UDP-glucose transmembrane transporter activity.
AACCAGUUCAGGAAUAAAAAACAAACCUCUUGUUUCUUUACACCAUGGUUCGGAAUGUAUGUUGAAACAUCUAUCUGUCUCAGGCACGUUUUCCGUGCAUGAAUAUCAUAUGGCAGAGCCUCUUCCAAUAUAGCUAUAUUUCGGUGAAUCUACCGCUGCCCGCCACGUACAAGUCGCGUUCUGUAUUCUGUGCCGUAUGCAUAUUUCGCUGAGAUAACAUAGAUCACACGUGAGAGGACAGGUCUAGUGCAUUUUACAUGAUUUUAUUUUUUAAAAAAUGGCCCUUUUUAAUACCAAACUACUUAUAUGUGCGGCCGGCAUAUUUGUGUGUUAUUUCUACUUUGGUAUGUUGCAAGAGAAAAUCACACGUGGACAAUACGGCGACGGAGAAAAUCGAGAGAAAUUCACAUAUAUGUUUGCAUUGGUUUUCACCCAGUGUUUAGUGAAUUACAUAUUUGCUAAAACAAUUUUACUAACAGUAAUGAAGCAAGGCGAAGAUACCACAUCGACUUGGUAUUAUUCAUUAUCUGCCUUGACAUAUCUUCUUGCCAUGGUAUGCAGUAACAUGGCAUUGCAAUUUGUCAGUUAUCCAACACAGGUGAUUGGUAAAGCUGGCAAACCUAUUCCUGUUAUGAUACUUGGUGUACUAUUGGGAAAAAAGGUAUAUCCAGUUAGAAAAUAUAUAUUUAUUUUCUUGAUUGUCAUUGGAGUUGCAUUAUUUAUGUAUAAGGAUGGUAAUAUCUCCAAAAAACAAACAGAGUCACAAUUAUCAGUUGGAGAAUUAUUGUUACUAUUAUCAUUGACAAUGGAUGGAUUAACAAGUGCAAUACAAGAACGAAUGAGAGCAGAAUAUAAUUCAAAGUCAGGUCAUAUGAUGCUUAAUAUGAAUCUCUGGUCUGUUAUCUUUAGUAGCAUAGUAAUUCUUGGUUCUGGAGAACUUAUGGAAUUUAUUUAUUUUUUACAACGGUAUCCAUCUGUUAUCUGGCAUAUAAUGACAUUUUCCAUAGCUGGGGCAUUUGGACAAUAUUUUAUAUUUCUAACAGUAGCUGAAUUCGGUCCAUUGCCAUGUUCAAUUAUAACUACUACUAGAAAAUUUUUUACUGUUUUAGGCUCUAUAUUAAUUUUUGGCAAUAAUCUUUCUUCUAGACAAUGGUUGAGUACAUGUAUAGUAUUUUCAGGUUUAUUUUUAGAUGCUAUGUAUGGUAAAGAUAAAAAUAAGAAAGAGACCGUGAAAUAAGAAUAAUAUGAUUAUCUCAUUAUUUAAGUGAUAGAAAUCUUUUGAUUUAUAUAUAUAUAUAUAUUUUUUAUUGUUUAAGUUGUAUCGCCAUAAAAGUAAUUUACAAUUUACUAUGAAAUUAUCAGGAUUUAUAUCAGGAUCUCUAAUUUAAAUAUAAAUUGAUAAAGAUAUUAGAUUUUUGAAAUUAAAAAAGACAAGUAUUAAUAAUAUGAAAGAAAGAAAGUCUCUGAAUGAGAAAAUCAUUUUCUAAGUUAGUCAUAAAGUUAAUUCAUAAUCAAAAAUAUUUGAAAAUAUUUUUGGUUAUAAAAAAGAAUAUUUGAAAAUAUUCUUUUUUUAGUGCGUUGGUUUCAUCAACAAUUCUAGGAACAAUUUUAAUAAUUAAUGGAUUAUCAAGACUUCUAGUCUUCCUAUAUAUAGCAUAAUAUGAAAAAUGCCAAAAA